Molecule: messenger RNA, 1221 nt
Organism: Torulaspora globosa
Lineage: Eukaryota; Fungi; Ascomycota; Saccharomycetes; Saccharomycetales; Saccharomycetaceae
Exons: 1
Coding region: 1-1221 (406 amino acids)
Source: RefSeq, a predicted model, not a curated record
AUGGAGGACCAUGGUCCUCUUAGAAAAUGGAACAGCUGCAAAGAUCACCUGCUGAUCCCUGCCACUCCAAGAUCAGGCAUUACGAAGCUUCAUGUGUACGAUUUCGACAAUACCCUGUAUUGCAGCCCGCAUCCGAACCGCCAGCUUUACACCAAAGUGCUUUAUGACACAUUGUUCAAUUCGUCGACCAUUCUCGAUGGGGGCUGGUGGUCAGAGCCCAGUUUUUUGGAACAGUCCUUUAGGGAUAUGCUUAAUUCGGAUGAAGAACAGCAAGCGCAGUACUGGAAUCAAGAAAUCAUUAAACUGGCACAAACUUCCUAUGAAGAUCCGCACACCAUAUCUGUUGUUUUAACUGGCAGGAAAGAAGUUUAUUUCCAUGACAUCUUCAAUGAGAUGUUUAGCUCUUUUGGGAAAGCUUUCUUCAAUGCAAUCUGUUUGAAGAGAGCAAAUAUAAGUUCAACUACCGCUGAAUACAAGAUAUCGUUGAUUGAAGAUUUUCUGGAUCAUUACAAAUCCUUGCAAGAGCUCAUUGUCUAUGACGAUCGCUUGGCUCAGGUUAAAAAGUUCGAGAAGGUGUUCGGGAGAGACAAGGUAAUACAUGUUCAGCCAAGCUUCAAGAUGCUGGAUAUGUCUGAGGAAACUCGAUUGGUUGGUCAAAUUUUUCAGAGAUCAAAAAUGAAAGAAUGCCUCGCCUGGACUCCCAAAGCAGCGGGCUUUAUAUUAGACUACUCCUCGCAUAAGAAAUUGGUCCGGUGGACGUUCAACUUCUUCAGAAAAAAGUAUAAGAUGUCUUCACUCCCCCAAUGGCCCACAUACAUCCCAUUGACAUUUGAGUCCGACCUAGAAAUCGCGAGGAUCUGGUCCAACAAUGAUCUAGUAACCGUACAAUCACAAGACAAGGUCAAACAAAUUUGCGACAGUUUCUACUCGCAACCAAACCUUCAAGGCGAGAAAAUGUUCCAAUUCGAUGUCGUUAAGAUGGGAUACUCCGUGACCGACAAGAGGCGUAGUAAGGUCACUAUUUUCUACAAGGCCAUCCCUGCGGACAACGCCUAUGUUUCUUCCACGUCCCAGACCAUGUUUGUAAUCAGUACCGAGGAGGAGACAACCAGGAAUCCAUCGAUAGCCAUAGGUGUUAGAUGGGCCUCUUUGGACAGGCGAAUUAGGGUGAGAACCUGUUUCGGACACUCCGAGAGACUGACCUACGUUGCGAAACCCUAA